Messenger RNA from Chelonia mydas (Green sea turtle), 8384 nucleotides. It is a transcript of the gene SIPA1L1, whose product is annotated as signal induced proliferation associated 1 like 1. Gene Ontology annotation, biological process: regulation of small GTPase mediated signal transduction; activation of GTPase activity. The record is from RefSeq and is a predicted model, not a curated record. Gene Ontology annotation, molecular function: protein binding; GTPase activator activity. Gene Ontology annotation, cellular component: cytoplasm. Lineage: Eukaryota; Metazoa; Chordata; Testudines; Cheloniidae. The transcript is spliced from 28 exons. Bases 969 to 6365 code for a protein of 1798 amino acids.
CUCUCGCGAGAGCGCCUCUGGCAGCAGGCGGAGCAGGCGCCGGGGUGAGCUCAUCCCGGGAGCUGGGGAGGGAGCGCAGCGCGGAGGCUCCUGCAGCAGUCGCAGCAACUUUGUUGGGAAGGGGAACGUUAAAUGGGAACGGCUCUAAACGGUCCCAAGGAGGGGAAGAAAGGAAAAGGGGGUGUCUUACUGAAAUCAGAGAGGACAUCCCUGGGGCAGGAUAUAAUCUGAUUUUUAGGCUGUUUCCACUAUAAGAAGAGCACCCAUGAUAUAUCGGGUACUUUCUGGACAGUCAGGAAUUGACAUUCCCUGUCCUGAGGAGAGCACAGUCUAAAGACAGAAGUGUAGAUGGAUGUAAGUGGAAAGGGAACAACAAAUAGGUUUCUAGUGAGUAUUUAUUGUUGAGUUCAUGAGGGACAGAGCAGAAAUUAGGAUCUGUAAAGUAAGAAAAGGUCAUACAAUUCAUUGUAUGGAUGCUGAAGCUACGUUAUGUGUAUUGGCCAACAUGCCAUGAAAUUAUAAUCACAAUUGCCAUUGACUUAAGUAAACGAAGAGUGGCUGACACAGGUCCAUCAACUUCUCUACUGAAUAAGUUGGCUUGCUACAUGGUCUAGACAGCCUUUCUUGCAAAGUAUCUAAACCAACUCAAAAGGCAUAAAAUCAUUGGAUUAUAAUAACUCUGAAGUUUUUGGAACUCAAGUGAUGUUAAAACAAUUUAGGCCUAUUGGAAUAUGGCCACCUAUUAAAAUGCAGAAGCUAAAGGAGCUAUUACAUAUCAAAACUUAUUGAAGACCUGAAUUUCCUGGAUAUCUGUCAUUUAACUGCUUCCUUAAAUGACCAUGAUUGGGAUCUCAUGCAAUCAGUGUAUAUUUUGGAGACUAUUCUCCAAAAGGGAAUUGUGCAUUUAAAAAGCAGAGAUGACUAUGUCUUCUUUUGGAACUUACUAAAGCUAAACAUAUUUACAAAUCAUGACCAGCUUGAAGCGGUCCCAGACUGAAAGAGCUGUUGCCACUGGGGUAGCAGUUGGAACAGAUGGAGGUUCUAAAGUCCACUCAGAUGACUUUUACAUGAGGCGCUUUAGGUCACAGAAUGGCAGCUUAGGAUCUGCAGUCAUGGCUCCAGUGGGGCCUCCACGCAGUGACGGUUCCCACCACCUUACCUCUACUCCUGGUGUUCCCAAAAUGGGAGUUAGGGCCAGGAUUGCUGAUUGGCCCCCAAGGAAGGAAAAUGUCAAAGAAACUAGCAGAUCAAGUCAGGAAAAUGAAACAUCAAGUUGCCUUGAUAGUAUGUCCUCUAAAAGCAGUCCUGGGAGUCAGGGGAGCUCUGUUAACCUGAAUGCUAGUGACUCUGUCAUGUUAAAGAGUAUCCAGAACACUCUUAAAAACAAAACAAGACAAUCUGAGAAUCUAGAUUCUAGGUUUCUUACACCUGAUGGUUACCCCAGUUCCCCUAGGAAAGCCCUUCGCAGAAUAAGACAACGCAGUAACAGUGACAUUACCCUAAGUGAACUUGAUGUGGAUAGCUUUGAUGAAUGUAUUUCACCCACUUUUAAAUCUGGGCCAUCACUGCACAGGGAAUAUGGCAGCACAUCCUCAAUAGAUAAGCAGGGAACUUCAGGGGACAGUUUUUUUGAUUUAUUAAAGGGUUAUAAAGAUGAGAAGUCUGAUCAGAGAAGCCCAGCUCCAGCCAAACUCAGUGAACUUCUGAUAGCCAGUGGAAGCAAGGGUUCAGGAUUCUCUUUGGAUGUGAUAGAUGGGCCUAUCACUCAGAGAGAGAACCUCAGACUCUUUAAGGAGAGGGAGAAACCACUUAAAAGGCGCUCAAAAUCAGAGACUGGAGAUUCUUCUAUUUUUCGUAAGUUGCGUAAUGCCAAAGGUGAAGGGGAACUCACAAAGUCUUCAGACCUUGAAGAUAACAGGUCAGAAGACAGUGUCAGGCCUUGGACUUGUCCAAAAUGCUUUGCCCAUUAUGAUGUUCAGAGUAUAUUAUUUGAUUUAAAUGAAGCAGCAAUCAACCGACAUAAUGUUAUUAAAAGAAGGAACACUACAACAGGAGCUUCUGCUGCAGCAGCAGCAUCAUUAGUUUCUGGGCCCUUGUCCCAUUCUGCAAGUUUCAGUUCUCCUAUGGGCAGCACUGAAGACCUAAAUUCAAAAGGAAAUCUCAGUAUGGACCAGGGGGAUGAUAAAAGCAAUGAACUUGUGAUGAGUUGUCCUUAUUUUCGUAAUGAGAUUGGUGGGGAAGGAGAACGGAAGAUCAGCCUGUCCAAAUCUAAUUCAGGUUCCUUCAGUGGAUGCGAAAGUGCCUCUUUUGAGUCUACUCUUAGCUCCCAUUGCACAAAUGCAGGAGUGGCAGUACUUGAAGUCCCCAAGGAAAAUCUGAUGUUACAUUUAGAUAGAGUGAAGAGAUACAUCGUUGAACAUGUGGACCUUGGUGCAUACUAUUAUCGUAAAUUCUUCUAUCAGAAGGAACACUGGAACUAUUUUGGGGUAGAUGAGAGCCUGGGUCCAGUAGCUGUGAGCAUUAGAAGAGAAAAACCAGAUGAAAUAAAAGAAAAUGGACCUCUGUAUAACUACCGCAUCAUUUUCAGAACCAGUGAGCUUCUGACUUUAAGAGGCUCUGUGCUGGAAGAUGCUAUCCCUUCUACUGCAAAGCAUUGCACAGCCAGAGGACUUCCCUUAAAAGAAGUGCUUGAACAUGUAGUUCCUGAGCUGAAUAUCCAUUGCCUCAGAUUGGCUUUCAACACUCCUAAAGUCACAGAGCAGCUUAUGAAACUGGAUGAACAAGGGUUAAGCUAUCAGCUGAAAGUGGGGAUCAUGUAUUGCAAAGGUGGACAGAGCACUGAAGAGGAAAUGUACAACAAUGAGUCAGCAGGGCCAGCCUUUGAAGAGUUUCUUCAGCUCUUAGGAGAACGAGUUCGACUCAAGGGGUUUGAAAAGUACCGGGCUCAGCUGGACACCAAGACUGAUUCAACAGGAACUCACUCUCUCUAUACAACUUACAAAGACUAUGAAAUCAUGUUUCAUGUUUCCACCAUGCUGCCAUACACUCCUAACAACAAGCAACAGCUCCUGAGAAAACGGCAUAUUGGAAACGAUAUUGUGACGAUUGUUUUCCAGGAAACUGGAGCACAGCCAUUCAGCCCAAAGAACAUUCGUUCUCACUUCCAGCAUGUCUUUGUCAUUGUAAGAGUGCACAACCCCUGCACUGACAACAUCUGUUACAGUGUUGCUGUGACAAGAUCCAGAGAUGUUCCAUCCUUUGGACCACCAAUCCCAAAAGGUGUUACCUUUCCUAAAUCAAAUGUGUUCAGGGACUUCUUACUAGCCAAAGUGAUUAAUGCAGAGAAUGCUGCUCAUAAAUCCGAGAAGUUCCGUGCCAUGGCCACCAGGACUCGCCAAGAGUACUUGAAAGAUCUAGCAGAAAAGAAUGUCACCAAUACACCCAUUGACCCAUCUGGCAAGUUCCCCUUCAUUUCACUUGCUUCAAAAAAGAAGGAAAAGUCCAAACCUUAUCCAGGAGCAGAGCUCCAUAGUUCUGGUGCCAUUGUGUGGAGUGUCCAUGCAAAGGACUAUUGCAAGGGUAUGGAAAUAGACUGUCUCCUGGGUGUAUCUAAUGAGUUUGUAAUUCUCAUUGAGCAGGAUACAAAGAGUGUGGUGUUCAAUUGUUCCUGCAGAGAUGUGAUAGGGUGGACUUCAACGGACACAAGCAUCAAACUCUUCUAUGACAGGGGUGAAUGUGUUUCUGUGGAGAGCUUUAUCAACAACUCUGAUGAUAUCAAAGAGGUCGUGAAAAGGCUGGAGUUUGUGACAAAGGGCUGUGAGACCACGGAGAUGACUUUACGUAGGAAUGGACUGGGUCAGCUUGGUUUCCAUGUGAACUAUGAAGGCAUUGUGGCAGACGUUGAGCCCUAUGGCUACGCUUGGCAGGCAGGAUUACGACAGGGCAGCCGGCUAGUGGAGAUCUGCAAAGUGGCUGUAGCCACUCUAAGCCAUGAACAAAUGAUUGACCUGCUGAGAACAUCAGUAACUGUAAAGGUUGUCAUCAUUCCUCCACAUGAGGACUGCACUCCGCGCAGGAGUUGUUCAGAAACCUGUCGCAUGCCAGUGAUGGAAUACAAAGUGAAUGAAGGAGUUCCAUAUGAGUUCAAAUUCCCCUUCAGAAACAAUAACAAAUGGCAACGAAAUGCAAACAAGGGGCAGGGGCCUCAUAUGUCACAGGUACCAUCCCAGAUACAAAGUCCAGGAACCUCUAGGAUUGGUUCAGGGAAAGGAGAAGGGAAAAUGCCGCCCCAAGAGCGAGCAGCCAACAUUCCCCGCAGCAUCUCUAGUGAUGGACGUCCAUUGGAGAGCCGGCGGUUGUCUCCUGGUUCUGAUGUCUAUGUCACAGUUUCAUCCAUUGCUUUAGCAAGAUCACAGCAGUGUCGCAACUCCCCCAGCAACCUACUGUCCUCAAGUGAGACUGGCUCUGGUGGGGGAACCUACAGACAAAAAUCUAUGCCAGAAGGACAACCUGAAACGAUAGUUCGGAGAUGGGAGUUGCUCCAGUACCUCUCAGAACAGUUCGGAAUGAGUCGUAGAUCCCCUGCCUCCAUUGACAGGCAGAACACGCAGACAGAUACUGGUAGCAGCGGCAAAUCCACACCAAGCUGGCAGAGGAGUGAGGAUAGUAUUGCUGACCAGAUGGAACCCACAUGCCAUCUCCCAGCUGUAUCAAAAGUACUGCCAUCCUUCAGAGACAGCCCCAGUGGAAGACUGAUGAGGCAGGAUCCUGUCGUUCACUUGUCUCCAAAUAAGCAGGGUCAUUCUGACAGCCACUACUCCAGCCACUCCAGCAGCAAUACUCUCUCCAGCAAUGCCUCCAGUGCCCAUAGUGAUGAGAAAUGGUACGACAGUGGCGAUCGCACUGAGUCAGAGCUGAACAGCUACAACUACCUUCAAGGGACUUCAGCUGAUAGUGGCAUAGAUACCACCUCCUACGGCCCCAGCCAUGGCAGCACAGCUUCUCUGGGAACCUCAGCAACGUCUCCUCGAUCAGGGCUUGCAAAGGAGAAAGUGACACCACUGUGGCAUAGUUCCAGUGAAGUAGUCUCCAUCGCAGACAGGACUUUAGAAAAAGAAAGCCAUGUUGUAGACCGGAAGACGGAGUCUUCACUAAGCCUGGAUAUUCACACCAAGAGUCAACCAGCCUCCAAUCCUUUAACAAGAGAGAACAGUGCUUAUAGUCUUAGUGAUGCCGUUUCCCACACAAGUACCAUGAGCUCACGACAUUCUGCCAGCCCAGUUGUUUUCACCAGUGCCAGAAGUUCACCUAAAGAAGAGCUUCAUUCUGCUACUUCCCCACAGCUCGCACCUUCUUUCUCCUCCUCCUCUUCCUCCUCCUCUGGUCCUAGGACUUUCUACCCUCGCCAGGGUGCUACUAGCAAGUACCUGAUUGGAUGGAAAAAACCUGGAGGGACAAUAAACUCUGUGGGGUUUAUGGAUACCAGAAAACGUCACCAGAGUGAUGGCAAUGAAAUGACCCAUCCACGGUUGCGUGCAUCAGCCAGAGAUCUACGGGCAUCACCAAAACGAGCAUCCCAGUCCACUGUUGAGGAAGAGCUGAAGAAACUGAUAGAUCUUGACAGCCCAACGCCAGAGUCCCAGAAGAAUUUUAAGUCUCCGUUCCCUAGCACUCCUACCACAAAGCGUGCCUUGCAGAGGACUUUGUCAGAUGAGAGUAUUUACAGUGGUCAAAGGGAACACUUCUUCACCUCGCGGGCCUCGCUCUUGGACCAAGCCCUGCCAAACGAUGUCCUGUUCAGUAGCACAUAUCCUUCUCUCCCCAAGUCACUACCCUUACGAAGGCCAUCAUACACUUUAGGAAUGAAGUCAUUACAUGGAGAGUUCUCUGCCUCAGACAGCUCCCUCACAGACAUCCAGGAUCAGAGAAAGCAGCCCAUGCCAGACCCGGGUCUUAUGCCCUUGCCCGAUUCUGCCUCCGACCUGGACUGGUCAAACUUGGUAGAUGCUGCCAAAGCCUUUGAGGUUCAGCGAGCCUCAUUCUUUGCUGCUAGUGAUGAAAACAACAGACCUGUGAGUGCUGCUUCCAAUAGUGAUCAGACUGAGGACCAGCUUACUGCACAGAUGAAGCCUUACACAGGUAAAGAGUCUCCUCCUACUCUCGCUUCCAAAGUGGACCAACUGGAAAGUUUGCUGAAGAUGCUCCAAGAGGAUUUAAAGCGGGAAAAAGAAGACAAAGCCAAUCUUCAGGCAGAAGUGCAACAUUUGCGAGAAGACAACUUACGGUUACAGGAGGAGUCCCAGAGUGCAUCUGAGAAACUGAAGAAAUUCACUGAAUGGGUUUUCAACACGAUUGAUAUGAACUGAGAACAGUAAAUGGGGAAGGAAAACAUCAGUUAUAAAUAAUUGUUAGUGGGACUUAGCUUUAAUGCCACCUUAAUCAUGAUAUGUGAAAGUAUAGUCAGAGCACUUCCCCGUCCUGUGUACUCUGAUGACCCCUUUUUGCGCCUCUGCACGCACUCAGAACAAUCGCAGAUCAACAAUCAUUGUCUGCCUUUUGUAGAAAAACAAAAACAAAAAAAUAAUUUAAAAAAGGUAAAAUAAAAGUUGAACUACUAAAAUGUGAAUGUCUUUAUUUUUUGCACAUUAUCUCUUUACCUGUUAUGUACAAAAUUAUUUGGAGGCUGGACCAGAAUUGUUCGGUCUAUUUGCCUCUAUUUAUUUCUAUUAACUCCUUUCUCUCUGUUUCAGGUAAUCUGCUUUUCCUUGCUGCUUUGAUAAAUAUUAUGACUCCUAGGAAACUAGAAAGAAACGUUUAUUUUGCUGCUUUCCUUACAUUGUUUUCUGAAGUAUGCCACAGACAAGGGGAUGUAAAAAAAAUGUUUUAGGUGUCUCCUGAAUGCUUUGUGCUUGAUCACUAGUGCUAUCUUCACAUAUGUUAUACAGAACAUAUGCCCAUAGUGUAUGGUACAGUACAAUCCGCAUCAGAAUAUUGGAAGAGAGAUUAGACACUUGAGCCAUGGAUGAGUCAGAUUAUCACACAUGUCCUUGCAUUAGCACUUCUAGUUGCCUUUGUUUCCUAUGGAAACAAUGGUUGCCAGGUACUUUAGGAAUAGUGCAACUUGGCAUGCUAAAUGGCACACUGCAUCAGGCUGACUGAGAGAAUAACUGCUGUAGUUCUGCGUAAGCAUUGUCUCCGUCCCUCCCCUACCUGGGAAUCUAUUACCUACCUAUGUAUAGUAGGUCCUUGGCUGAAGCUGUAAAGUGUUUGAUUUUUUUUUUUUCAAACUGUAUGCAUUUUCUAAUACACCAUAUAUGCCAUGUCAUUGCACCUGCCCUUCCCUCCCCACCCAGCUUGGUCAUAGAACUUUUCAAAUAAAAAAGGCAGAAGAAAUGUUUAUUAAUCUCAACUAUAUAGCAGGUCUUUGGCAUUAGUAAACCUUUAAUAACCUUGUUAUGGAUAAUGCAAAUGGAGAAAUAUAAAGCUGUAGUUAGAGACUUUGUCCCCUUCCUUAAGUAGUGGGACAAGGAGGGAAGCAGUAUUUUAACUUUUGGCUCUCUGAUGUCUGGAUUUCCCAGGGCAACUGGCUAGCAUAAGAUUUCCCUGCCUGCCGGGCAUCAUGAGGAUUAACUUGUUUUUCUUUGAAGGAGCUAUAAACUUGCCAUAAAAUGUCACCUCUCUAGAAAUACUUUUUUGGUGUCACAAUAUAACUCAUAUUACAACCUGCACAGAUAUUGAUGCAAGCCAUAUGCAGUGAAGUAUCAUCUUUGCCCUUCUCUGUAUGCAUCCCCUAACACCCUCACAUUGAAACACACAUUGCCUUACACAAGUAACAUUGUAUUAUUUGUCCAUUUCAGGAACAGCCUCCCCUUCUUCCACAGUCACCCACUCUCUCAAAAGAAAUCAUCAGUGGGAAUCUUCCAAGCUCUCUCUGAUGCACUUUUUCAUGCUCUUUGAUCCUACUACACAGGAACUUGCUACACUUUGACCUAAAGCUUAAUUUGUGGUGAUAAUCCCCAUGGAAUUCUUCUCUGAUGAUGUUUUGUCAUGGAAAUGAAUCUAUUUGGAACUAUUUCUGGAGUGCUUUUGUAAAGGUUGAGAAUGUCCUGUUAUUUUUUAAAAAAUGACUUGUAUGAAGGAGAUUUGUAUAAUGCCUGAUAUUAUUUGUAAAUCAGAAAUAUUGCUAACAUCCCUGAGCAUCCUGAAGUCUUGCUUAUUCUCUUCUAUUUUUAUGUUUGGUUUGGUUUUUAUUUUAUUUUAAAAAAAAAAUUGGGACUUGGGGCAGACUAUUUAUUAGAGUUUUGCAACAGAGUUCUUGUAUGAAGCCUCUAAAGGCAACUUGUAAAAUUCUGACAAUAAAACUCAUUUUAAAGGCUCUUCUAAAA